AUGCCUCCAGCUCGCCCAGCGGGCACUCCUCAACCACAUAGCCACGGCCACCACCACCAUGCCCACCAUAAUCACAACCAUCCGCGCAGUCCAAAUGAGCAUCUGAUUCAGUUCUACAACGGCGAGGACUCCCUCUUCGACGCAAUUUCGAGCUUUAUCCUCCCGAGUUUCUUCAGCAAUGAGCAUGCCGCCGUCAUCGUGGCGACGAAAGCCCAUCUCGAGGCACUCGAUCUGUAUCUGCGACAACAGAACCUGGUGCCCGAGCUGUUGCGGAAAAGAGAGCAGAUGUUUCUCGCGCCAGCCGAAGUCAUCCUGAAACAGCUGAUGCCCAAUGGGAAGGUGGAGGAAAAGAUAUUCUUCGACUUCUUCACGCCGCUCUUCCAGAAGCUGCAGAAGCGCUAUCCGAGACUGCUGGUUUACGGGGAGUUGGUCAACAUCCUCUGCGAAAACGGUGAGCACGAGCAGGCACAUGAGCUCGAGGAGGUCUGGGAAACGUUCCUUGCGGGGAAGGAUGCCGCAUUGCUCUGCGGGUACAACUUGAAUGUCUUCGCGAAAGACGGUUUGGAGGAUGUGUUUCAGAGGAUUUGCCGGUCGCAUUCGCACGUAACACCCGCCGAGGAGGCCACAAGUGGGAAGGUGUUUGGGAAGCCGGAGGAUCAACCUAUGGUUCUUGCUAUGCUUCAGCAGAAGAACUUGCGAUUGGAGGCGGAGAUGGGACGCAGAGCUGCCGUCGAGACUACUUUGAGGGCGACCUUAGAUCAUUUCGGCUCGAGGUCGACGGAUGCCAUACAGGUCCAGGAACGGGACGGUUCGGUGUCGCAUAUCAACCUGUUGCCUGUCGGCAUCAUGGCCGCCACGACGAAUGAUGGAAUCACGGAUUACUUCUUCAACGACAGGUUCUUGGAGGUUUCGGGUCUCAGCCGGAUGGCGGUGGAGAUGGAUCCUGGGUGGGUCGGUGCGGUUCACUAUCAGGAUAGGGAACGUGUGAGCCAUAAUAUUCGCCUCGUGGACGGCAAGACGAGGCGUAUGGAAUACCGCUUUGUACUCUCCGACGGUUCGAUUCGGUGGGUGCUGGGCGAGUCGGUCUCGAAGGAGUCGGGUUAUGUGCACACCGCGGUCGAUAUCACUUCGCUCCGGGGUGAAAUUGUGCCGCCGCAACCGUUUCCUCCGCAACCGUCAUCGAGAUCGAGGACAGGAUCGAUAGCGUCGGGCAACGGCGUGGAGCUACCGCCUUGGGUGAGUGCGCACCUCGGAGGCCGCAAGAGGAGUAUCGGCUUCAGCCGUAUUUCUUCGCCCAGUGGACCUUCCUCCGGUUCUGGAGGCCAGAGUCCGGUCAAUGCCAUAUUCGCACGCUCCCGUCCAAAUGAUUCAAAAGUUGCUACCGACUUGAUAAGAUUGACGCAGUUGCUGUGGGAGAACCUGUUCCCACACCUGUCUCCCUUGCACCCUUCCUCUCCGGACCCAGCGGAGGCCAAUAUCGCCGCGAGACUCUCGAUCCUGUACACGUGGUAUCGCGCGCAGCCCCGAACCUUCAUUCCGGACUCAUCGACGUUUGAUAUCAAUAACGAUGCGCUUCAGAAAGCCAACAUAAGACUCACGCACAUCGAAUACUUUGGCUCGAUAAUAUUGCUGUCUCGGUUCCCGCUCAUCCGUGCCAUUGAACGAGGAGAUCUCCCACGCGACACGGCUCAAUCUCGACGGGAGACUGCAGCUGGCAGUCGCAAGAACGAGCUGGAUGACCUGCAGUACGCGGAAGGCUGCAUCGACGCAGCCAUCAAUGCACUUAGUCACGUCCACGCCCUUGUGGCACCGAUAUCACUGUCCUCUUCCAACACCUCGCCGCUAGCAGUUUUUGUUGAUCACGAUUCCGACGUUCGAGAUGUUCGCUCAUGUCGUGCGGUGCUGGGUGUGUUCUUUGCCGCUGCGGUAACCGUGUUGCUGCAUCUUUCGCUUCAGCCGGAGGGUUCUGCCGAGCUCCGUCACAACGAGGGCCUCUUGGAUAGGGUUUCGCGCAUCAUCGACGACCUGAGUGCUCUUCCCGAGACACAAGAUAUGGCCCGCUUCUUCCGUGCCAUGCUGAGACCGUUCAUCUCUGCUCUAGUAGCACGAAUCCAUUCCCAUCCCCCCCACCACCACCAUCCGGAAAACGGAUCACUCGGCACCUCCGGAAAACAAUUGAUCACUGACAUCACGAUGCUCCUCAAACAUCCAACCGUGGGCGUCGAAUGGCUACCCUUCAAAGGUUCGUCAUGGUCUUGGCGGGAUCUCUUGUCCACCCCGGAGCUCGGGCCGGUAGGAGGCAGGAUGGUCGGCGAUGCGAGAAAUUCGACUUCGGAGCGCACGUAUAGGGGAGGCGGAGGAGGAAGCAGCCCACCACAGGGACUGGACAAGCGGGCCAGGAUAGGCAACGAGGACGCCGCGCCCUCCUCCACCGCGAUCCGCUCAACAAAGGAGGCUGUCGAGGAGUGGAAUCAGGGACAAGCUCCCGUGAGCAAAGAGCUCGAGGCAUUGUUCAAGAAUAAAACUUCGGCUACGUAA
Molecule: messenger RNA, 2538 nt
Organism: Tricharina praecox
Lineage: Eukaryota; Fungi; Ascomycota; Pezizomycetes; Pezizales; Pyronemataceae
Exons: 2
Coding region: 1-2538 (845 amino acids)
Molecular function (GO): protein binding
Source: RefSeq, a predicted model, not a curated record